This is a messenger RNA of Corylus avellana, 1242 nucleotides long. RefSeq names its product hypersensitive-induced response protein 1. Gene Ontology annotation, cellular component: mitochondrion. The record is from RefSeq and is a predicted model, not a curated record. NCBI's taxonomy places the organism in Eukaryota, Viridiplantae, Streptophyta, Magnoliopsida, Fagales, Betulaceae.
UAACUCACAAUAGACUCUGCUCCUAUUAGUCCUAUAUGUGGAAUUAAUGAGCAAAUCAAUGCCCAUAAAAGAAGCAGAUAGCAAUCCCUCGUUCGUGUUUUCUCUUUCGGUUUGAGCUGCAAGAAUUGAAGUAUGGGUCAAGCAUUCGGUUGCAUUCAGGUGGAUCAGUCAAAUGUUGUUAUCAGGGAACAUUUUGGAAAGUUUGAUGAUGUGCUUGAGCCAGGAUGUCACUGCUUGCCUUGGUGUCUUGGAUACCAGGUAGCUGGUGGACUCACACUGCGUGUGCAACAACUUGAUGUUCGAUGCGAAACAAAAACUAAGGAUAAUGUCUUUGUCAAUGUGGUUGCAUCUGUUCAAUAUCGUGCCAUUGCUGAAAAAGCAUCUGACGCUUUCUAUAGGCUCACCAAUACCAAGGAGCAGAUCCAAUCAUAUGUUUUUGAUGUUAUCAGGGCAAGUGUCCCAAAAUUGAACUUGGAUGCUGUCUUUGAGCAGAAAAAUGAAAUUGCAAAAGCUGUGGAAGAUGAGCUGGAAAAGGCCAUGUCUACUUAUGGGUUUGAAAUAGUUCAGACCCUUAUUGUGGACAUAGAGCCAGAUGUUCAAGUGAAGAGAGCAAUGAACGAGAUAAAUGCAGCCGCUAGACUGAGGUUGGCAGCAAAUGAGAAGGCUGAAGCUGAGAAAAUAUUGCAGAUCAAGAGAGCUGAAGGAGAGGCGGAGUCAAAAUACUUGUCGGGGCUUGGCAUUGCUCGUCAGCGCCAGGCCAUUGUUGAUGGGCUGAGGGACAGUGUACUUGCCUUCUCUGAGAAUGUGCCUGGAACAUCUGCCAAGGAUGUCAUGGACAUGGUGCUUGUGACUCAGUACUUCGACACCAUGAAGGAGAUUGGAGCAUCCUCAAAGUCCUCGUCUGUUUUCAUCCCACAUGGACCUGGUGCAGUGAGAGACGUUGCUACACAAAUUCGAGAAGGUCUUCUUCAAGCCGGUUCUACCUAGAGUUUGACUGCUACUUAUAUGUGAGACCCAUAUUAUGCUUUUGGCUGAAGGGCAUAUUGUAGAUUCCACUAAGUUUGUUAUUAGUCACGACACAAAAUGGUUACUUUAAUUAGUAUAUGAAAGGGUGAAAAAUAUACCUAGGUGAAUGUUAUUAGUAGUUGGCUUGUUAUGCUACAUGUCUCUUUUAUGUUUCUCUUAUGCUGUGUUCGGGUGAGAGUUUUUGAAGUAAAAUUGUGAUUUAGGAAUUCUUAUGUU